Messenger RNA from Cyclocybe aegerita, 4476 nucleotides. The record is from the annotation of a GenBank genome assembly. Lineage: Eukaryota; Fungi; Basidiomycota; Agaricomycetes; Agaricales; Hemipholiotaceae.
AUGCACUUCUCUUCUCACACCGUGCACUCCAUCGUUGCGAAGUCAACAACCAUACCGUCGUUCUUAGGUUCACGCACAAGGAGAAUGUCCUUCUUCUCGAGGAAGAAGCAACAGCCAGCGGCCCAGCCUCCCGCCUCCGUCACUGUCGCCCAAUCCCCGAGCCAGGCACUCGCACAGGUAUCCAACGUGGGCCCAAGAGAUGUCCUCCCUCAACAGCAGUCCGGGAGUUUGCGUGGGGAUAGCGUCCUAGCCGGAAAUGCUGCCGGAAGCAGCAGCCCCGCGCCCAUGCUGCAACCCCAACAGCAGCAGCAGCAGCAGCAGCCCCGGCCCCAAAAUCGCAGCAAUGGCCCCACCACCGGCGGGCAACCCCCAAAUUCAACGCAGCCCUCUCGUCCACCGCCUGCUUUUCCAUGGUCAGCCCAGCGCCUAAACCUCCUCCCACCAACCGUCCUCCCCAAGCCAGGCGUCGCGCCUCCCACUUCGCCCUCGCCCUCACCUUUUCCGCGAUACGGCCAUGCACUGCCCGCUACCGCCAACUCCAAGGGCGAACUCUACCUCUUCGGUGGUCUCGUCCGCGAAAGUCCACGGAACGAUGUCUACCAAUUCUCGACGACGACCAACUCUGCGAGCCUCUUCCACACGACCGGCGUGGCUCCAAGUCCCCGAAUGGGUCAUGCGAGCGCUCUGGUCGCCAAUGUGGUGAUUGUGUGGGGUGGGGAUACAAAUACGGACCCAAACUCGAAAGCGACUGAUAGACAUGAUAACGGGCUGUACCUCUUGAAUCUAAAAACGCAAGAGUGGAAUCUGCUUGAGGUCUCUGGGCCGGCACCGGUGGGCCGAUAUGGCCACGCCGUGACAAUGGUCGGCACAAAAUUCUUCGUAUUCGGUGGUCAGGUGGACGGAGAGUUCUUGAACGAUCUCUGGGCUUUCGACCUCAACUCACUGAAAACGAGAUCUGCUUGGGAACAAUGGGAGCCUGUGACGAGCGAACGACCAGCACAACGGACAGGCCACGUGUGUAUAACAUUCGAAGACCAAAUCAUCGUGUUCGGAGGCACUGACGGUAAAUAUCACUACAACGACACAUGGUCGUUCAACCUGCAAACGAGGAGAUGGACAGAGCUGCAGUGCAUAGGCUUUAUUCCUUCGCCACGAGAGGGCCAUGCAGCUGCCAUCGUUGGCAAUGUGAUAUAUGUCUUUGGAGGGCGGGGCGUUGAUGGCAAGGACUUGGACGACCUUGCCGCCUUCAAGAUAUCAAAUCAACGAUGGUACAUGUUCCAGAACAUGGGUCCAUCACCCAGCGGGCGUUCUGGACAUGCCAUGGCAUCCAUAGGCACCAGAGUCUUCGUCCUUGGAGGUGAAUCCUUCUCGCCCUCCAAAGGCGACGAUGCCAAUAUCACCCAUGUUUUGGAUACAAAGCACAUCAAGUAUCCGGAAGACAACCGAGGACCAGCCCCUCAAGCAGUGCCUCUGGGUAGCCAAAACAACCUGCGAAGGCCUUCGAUGACUGGCCAAAAUGUUCAGAACCAGCAGCAAGGCCCACCUCCCCAGGCAGCGCAAAAUCCUCGUUCAAUGUCACCUACUGUUACACCUCAGCGCGCCAUAUCGCCUUCAGGCCGGGCCAACGGUCUCCAGCAACAGACUUUCUCUUCAGCUACGGGCACGCCACCUGGCAAAACGCCUCUACGACCAAGAAGAGAGGACGAGCUGAUCGAUGGUGCAGAUGACGGCUUUGACGUGGGCAGCAGCGAAUCAUAUCAGCCCCAGUCGCGAGCGAAGAGUCCCGCGCAGACAGGCGGUGGGAACCGUGCCGUCUCGCCUUCGAUGAACGGUGGGCAGGCACCCAACAUGGUCGGUGUUUCUAUGGGUAUCAACGGGGUCACCGGGCGGUCGUCCCCUGCAGUUGCUGGACGGUCGUCGCCUCUCACAGGUCGCGCUUCGCCGGUGGUCGAGCGUUCGCGACCGAGCGAGGGCAGCACGGAGAGUUACCGAAACCCGAAUAACAUCUCGCCGACAAUAAACGGCUUCGUGCGGCCGUCGUCGCGGACGGGCAACGGCUCGGUGGGCAACGUCACUGCUGACCUGAUCAGGGACAUCAAGGCGAAGGAUGUGGAGCUGGAUAGCGUGAAGCGGCAGGUCGCGUGGAUGAAGGAAGCGCUGGCAAAGGCGACACGUGCGGGCUUCGUGCAGACGGAUAGGGAGGGCAGUCCCGAGAUCGGCGGUGUGGGUGGGUCGGAUGAGGGUCAGGAUAGCAAGCAUGCCGAGUUGGCGCUCAAGUUUAAGCAGUUCCGGGCUCAGGUCCAGACGGCUAUGGCAGAGCAAGCGAAGCAGGCUUCGGAACGGGUCGCGGAGGCCGAGCGUAUCAAGUCGGGCGCGACACAAGAGGUGGCGUAUUAUCGCGCUAAAGCUGCUGCUUUGGAGGCCAAAAACGACUCGGAGGCGCAGCGAUUGGAGCGCACCCGUAUUUCGGAGCUGGAGAACCACAUGUCCGCUCUCAUGAACGAGCGAUGGGCUCAAGAUCGCAAGGUCAAUGAGCUCAACGAUUCGAUCGCUCUCCAGACCAUGUUGUAUGACCAAGCAGAGGCACGUGCUACUGAUGCCAUCAAGCGGCAUGAGAAGAUGGAUGAGGCCCAUACGCGUACCGCGCAGCUUUACAAUGACCUCCUGGAGAAGUAUGAGACGAUGGAGGUCAGGUUCAGAGACCAUCAGGACAGACUCGUUAGCCAGAGUUCGCUCCUUGAGCAACGGGAAGCGGACGAGGUCAGCCUGCGUGCUCAGGUGGACGAGCUGACACAAUCGCGGGAUCAGCAUAUUCGGGCAUUGGACCAGGCGCGAAUAGCCUUGGAAUCCGCGUCGGCACGGGCCACGGAAGUCGACCUGCAGCACGAACGAGCACUUGACACCAUCAAGCGGCUAGAGGCCGAUGUCGCCGAGCUUCGUGGCGAACUUGAGACACGGACGGCGGAGGCCGAUGCUGCGAGAGCCAGACUAACAGACGUCGAAAAUUCGUGGGCGAAGUCUCGCGAAGAGGCAGAUGCCUUCCGUGCGCUCACCACGACGAGUCUCGGCGAGCUGCUCGACACACAUCGUGACCUGAAGGCGGAUGAGGACAGAGUACUCCGCGGGCACUCUGAGAAGAUCCAAGCUGUGGAAGCCGAGGCCCAGUCACUGCGCCUGAUGCUACGAGAGGCAACUCAGCGAGCUGACGAGUCCACGAAACAGCUCGCCGAGGAGCGAAAGCGCGGCCAAGAGCACCAGACAGAAGCUUCUCAUCUCCAGGCCCAAAUCAUCGUUCUCCGCGGUCAGCUGGCAAAUGCUGUCACCGACACUGUACGUCUGCGCAAAGAUCUUUCUAGCGUCGAAAGCAAUCUCCGCGACAAGUCAAAGGAAGUCACCGAUCUCACCACCAAAAUUGGCAUGCUGUACAACUAUCUGGGAGAAAGCGGCAUCAGUGUUGACGAGAACGAUCUUCGUCCUUCGUCGAGGUCAAAUGGCCAUGCUUCUUCCGAGAUGGUCGCCGACCUUGAAAGCAGGCUUGCUGAACGUACCCGGCUGCAUGAGAAUGCCGAGCGAGAGUUGGCCCAGGCUCUCCGCAGGAAGCGAGACGUGGAGGUGCAAGUGACGCAACUCAGCUCUCAACUUGACACCCUGCGGUCUACUCAGACGCCUGGAAGCAACAGCGAUGCUGAUGCUCGUGCACAAGAGGCUGAAGAGAAGCUCGAAAUGGUUGAGCAGGCGCAUGCUGCCAAGCUCAAGCAGCUUGAGGACGACUACAACAUUGCCGUGCACUACGUAAAGGGCACAGACAAGAUGAUGCGUCGCAUGCGGGAAGAAGUGAACAAGUACAAGAUCACGAACACCGCCCUGCAAGAUCAGCUCGACGCAGUCCGGAACGGCAAGGCUGUCGACCCACGACUCCUCCGCAGUCUUAAUGGGCGUAGCACACCAUCAGACGACGAGCGCUCGCAUCUCGUUGAUGCUCAGAGACAAGCCCAACGCCUCACUGGCGAGAAUAAGGAGCUUCGUCUGCGCCUGGAGAAUCUUGAGAAAGAGCUUGAGCUUCUUCGCAGCAACUUACAGGCUUCACAGCAGGAGGCAGACGAUCGCUAUGCUCAAGUUGAGGAACUCCAAAUGGACAUCGAACGGCUACAGCAAUCACUUGUUAUUGCUCGUGGUGGUCCGGAUGAGACGCUCAUGGAGAAACUACAUAACGAAAACACAGCCCUUCGCCGAGAAAACGACCAGCUAUCACAUAAAAUUGCUCUACUGCUAGAGGUCGACGAGCCAGCAUUUGCCCGCAGACCAAUGUCGGGACGUAUGAGCACGUCUAGCUCAGAGAAUGCGAUUGCCUUUGAAAAUUUAUCCAGCGAAUUGGACGACUGGCGACGACAACUUGCGGGCUCUAUGAGCAGUCGACGGCCAAUCAGCGAACUCGAGCCACCUGUUGCAGAGCAGUCACGGUUGCCUCGGUCAUAG